Messenger RNA from Helobdella robusta, 801 nucleotides. RefSeq lists its product as hypothetical. The annotation marks the transcript as partial. Gene Ontology annotation, biological process: receptor localization to non-motile cilium; non-motile cilium assembly. Gene Ontology annotation, molecular function: GTP binding; GTPase activity. Gene Ontology annotation, cellular component: ciliary membrane; non-motile cilium. The transcript has 4 exons. The record is from RefSeq and is a predicted model, not a curated record. NCBI's taxonomy places the organism in Eukaryota, Metazoa, Annelida, Clitellata, Rhynchobdellida, Glossiphoniidae.
AGAAAAAUUACCCUUGCAAUUUUUGGCUUGGACAAUGCUGGCAAAACAUUAACAGCUAAAGGACUGUUGGGACAGCCCGAGGGUUUGGUUGCUCCAACAAUAGGCUUUUCUAAUAUGUCCUUUACAUUUCAUGAUAACGAUAUCACGCUUUAUGAUCUUGGCGGUGGCAAAAAUAUCAGAGAAAUCUGGAAGAAUUACUUCACCGAUGUUCAUGGUCUGAUUUAUGUGGUUGAUGCCAGCGACUAUGCACGGUUAUCAGAAUCAAAGGCCGAACUGCUGAAGUUGGUCAACAACAAUUUUAUUAAGGGAAAACCUAUUUUGAUACUAGCAAACAAACAAGAUAUUUCUGGAGCUUUGGAUAAAAGUGAUCUAUGCAAUGAAUUGAAUUUGGAAAACAUAGCGAAUGAAUUUGAAACUCCUUGUAAAAUAGAAAGUUGCACAGCACAGAUUAAGAAAGCCAAAACUAUUGAUAAAUCAUUAUACAGUGGUUUUGAAUGGCUAGUUAAUGCCAUUUGCAGUAAUUGGACAGAUCUUCAACAUAGAGUUAAUUUCGAUACAAACGAAAAAAUUAACAUUGAAAAUUUUAAAAAAUCAGAACGGCUGGAAAGAUUGAAGAAUGGAAAAAAAACAAAGUUUGUAAAAUUACUUUUUAUUAUUUUACAGGCGUUAUUUCGUCAGCAAAUUAGUUUAGCUGUAACGAAUGUUAAAGAUGGCAUUCAUACGCGUGGCGUGUAUGGUUGGAUAGUUCAACAUUUUGCUAUAUUUUUCUCAAAUACUUUUUCCUCUCCGCAAUCAACGUAG